Molecule: messenger RNA, 3285 nt
Organism: Rhinocladiella mackenziei CBS 650.93
Lineage: Eukaryota; Fungi; Ascomycota; Eurotiomycetes; Chaetothyriales; Herpotrichiellaceae
Exons: 3
Coding region: 1-3285 (1094 amino acids)
Biological process (GO): DNA repair; protein N-linked glycosylation; dolichol-linked oligosaccharide biosynthetic process
Cellular component (GO): membrane; nucleus
Molecular function (GO): phosphoric diester hydrolase activity; UDP-N-acetylglucosamine-dolichyl-phosphate N-acetylglucosaminephosphotransferase activity
Source: RefSeq, a predicted model, not a curated record
AUGUCCUCCAGUCUCAGCCAUUCAGAGAAAUGGUCUCUCUUGCUCGUCGCGGGAGCUUCUCUCGCAGUCAUCGCGAAUGCUUUUCAAGCUGAUGGUGCUCCACUUGUGUCUUCUCUGGCGUUCUCGGCGUUGGCAUUCUCAAUGACCUACGCCUUUGUCCGGUGGUCGGGACCGUCUUUUGUCAAGGCUGGUUUGAAAGGGAGGGACAUGAGCAAGUUGACGCCCAAAGAAAUGCAAGCUAUGGGGGCAGUUGCCGCGUCCGUUUACAUCCUUGCGCUCAUGGCUUUUAUCCCCUUUGCCUUCUACAAGGAUAUUGUCGCCGCUACAUCUGGUGGCGGAAACCGAGACGUCGUCCUCACCGUCACCGAGGUGGAGACGGGACGAUUUCUCCAUCGAUUUCCCCAUUCGAAAUUGUCAUCCUACCAAUCUGCUCUGAAUACAUUACAAGCGACCACCAUUCUGGGAAUGGCCGAUGACAUCCUGGAUCUUCGCUGGAGGCAUAAAUUCUUCAUCCCCGCUAUUGCAUCUCUCCCCCUUCUCAUCGUCUACUAUGUCGAUUUUGGAGUCACUUCUGUGGUGGUUCCCAACUUUCUUGUUCCAUAUAUGCCCAACGGGGCUCGACUUAUCGACUUGUCAUUCCUCUACUACCUGUACAUGUCCGCUCUGUCGAUAUUUGCCCCCAACUCCAUCAAUAUCCUGGCCGGCAUUAAUGGAAUUGAGGUCGGCCAGUCACUGGUCAUCGCGGGACUUCUGAUCAUCAAUUCAUCACUCUACCUCGUGCCAUUUCCCGGAAAUCCGGUCUUGAGCAACGGCUAUGCGACACAUCCACAUCCAGCUACCGACUCCCAUCUCUUGACACUAUACGUCCUUUUGCCAUUUCUGGCUGUAUCUAUGGCGUUGUACAUACACAACCGCUAUCCCGCGAGAGUGUUCGUCGGUGACACAUAUUGCUAUGUCGCAGGUAUGACUUUUGCGGUCGUGGCUAUCACUGCACACUUCAGCAAAACGUUGUUGCUUCUUCUGAUCCCACAAAUCGUCAACUUCAUUUAUAGUACCCCGCAGCUUUUCCAACUCAUUCCUUGUCCACGACAUCGACUUCCCAAAUUCAAUGCCAGAACCGGCCUUCUUGAACCGAGCGUGACUCCCUGGCCGCCUGAACGACCCCCGAGCACACUCUUGGCGACAAUAUUUUUCACUUUGCGAAAGUUGCGCCUGCUCCAGGUGACAGUGGACCCGAAGACAAACCGAAUAUCGAGCACGUCUAAUCUCACAAUCAUCAAUCUGUGGCUGAUGCGUCGAUUCCCUACCACCGUCUCUCGUGUCUCUGGUAUAGUUCGCCGAGACCUUGUGCCAUCCAGAUACGCCGACGUCAAACUGCUGAACCGGAAGACCAUCAUGACUUCGCGACCUUCAAAGCGCCUUAAGCUCGAGUCCGACCAGGACGGUCAACUAUCAACUUUGAAUACGGGUCCUCUAGGAGGUUUAGCGGCUGAUCCAACGGACAUUCGAACCAAGAGAGCUGCGUUUCUCAAUUCAAUAUCCCGAUCAGUCUCUCCCCCGGCAGUCUCCCGUUCUGCUCCUACGACACCGCGACCAAAAGAGGGCCUUAAGGAGGCUCUGGGAAAAACCACCUUGACGGGGAAGAUUUCUCCGGACCGAACCAAGGCCUCCGUAGAAGAUGAUUUGAUGAAAACCACAGCGAAUGACAGAUCUGCAAUUUCCAAAAGAGAAACAACCAGCACUUCGACGAAGCUUCUUCCAUCUCCUUUCAGACUCACCUCGAUCCAGGACCUUUCUUUUUCCAAAAACGUCGACUCAAUUUCUCUUCAAGAGAUUCUGGGAAACCCAUUGAUCAAAGAAGCAUGGAUAUUCAACUACUGCUUCGACGUGGACUGGCUCAUGAACUAUUUCGACGCCGACAUUCGCUCGCUGGUCAAGGUCAAGAUCGUUCACGGGUCCUGGAGGUCGGAGGACGUGAACAGGAUCGGAAUUGAGGACGCAUGUCGCCGCUGGUUGAAUGUCGAAGCCGUGACUGCUUAUCUUCCUGACCAGUUUGGAACUCAUCAUAGCAAGAUGUUUAUUCUUUUCACUCAUGAUGAUCAGGCGCAAGUUGUGAUCCACACAGCGAAUAUGCUCGAGAAAGAUUGGACGAAUAUGACGCAGGCCGUGUGGAUGACGCCGAUGCUUCCCAAACUCGCAGAAAAUCCCGGUAUUGUUAUUGGCAGUAUUGGGUCUGGAUCGCGUUUCAAGCACGAUCUCAUGGCAUAUCUUGCAGCAUAUGGGUCCAAGACAAAACAUCUCAGGGAUCAACUGCUAGACUUCGAUUUCAAGAGUGUUCGAGGAGCUCUCGUAGCCUCCGUUCCAUCACGCAUAAAACUGUCCGCCACAGUACAAGACAACGAGACUACCGGGAGUGAGAAGCUCUGGGGUUACCCAAGGUUGUCCCGUUGCCUUCAACCUCUAUCACCAUCUCAGACCCUACCUUCACUCCCCUCCACCCAAACCUCCAGACCUCAUCUUGUCUGUCAAAUCUCCUCUAUCGCCACCCUCCCGAUGACCUGGUUGAAUCAGUUCUUCCCAGUCCUCUCCGGGCAGAAACCCGGUGCUCAAAUGUGGAGCAACGUUUCAGUGAUCUAUCCAACACCGAGCAACGUCGCCUCAUCCUUGGACGGCUACGCUUCUGGGGGAUCCAUUCACACGAAGGCCCAGAGCGCUGCCCACUUGAAACAAAUCAACCUCUUACGCCAAACCCUCUGCCAGUGGACUCAGGGGCCUAGAGAAGACUGCCGGGCCGAGAGAGACAUGGCGGCGCCGCACAUCAAGACGUACGUCCGCUUUCGGGAGAAACCAACCAUGGAUACCCCGACACCAGACAUUGAGUGGGCGUUGCUGACGAGUGCGAAUCUAUCGACUCAAGCGUGGGGAACACUGCGAGAAAAGGAUAAAGAGGUAGUGAUUCAAAGUUUCGAAAUCGGUGUCCUCGUCUGGCCGGAGCUGUUCAGCGAAAAGUUUGAUGCUGGAGAGUCGACGACCGAUGGGAAGAAUGCCUUCCAGCCAGGGAUGCGGGACACCAAAUGCAGCCAGAACUUGGUGCGAAUGGUACCUGUUUUUGGCAAGGACACGCCGUCACGUUCAAAGUAUACCAGUGAUGGAGAUCAAACCACAAUUGUGGGGCUUCGCAUUCCCUACGACCUGCCGCUGACUCCCUAUAGUGACGGUGACAUGCCCUGGUCUCCGCAAGGGACAUACAACACACCGGAUAGGCUCGGGAAACUUUGGGUUUAG